Branchiostoma floridae (Florida lancelet) is the source of this 4784-nucleotide messenger RNA. Its product is annotated as glycine receptor subunit alphaZ1-like. Gene Ontology annotation, biological process: chemical synaptic transmission; regulation of membrane potential; signal transduction. NCBI's taxonomy places the organism in Eukaryota, Metazoa, Chordata, Leptocardii, Amphioxiformes, Branchiostomatidae. The record is from RefSeq and is a predicted model, not a curated record. Gene Ontology annotation, molecular function: extracellular ligand-gated monoatomic ion channel activity; chloride channel activity; GABA-A receptor activity. Bases 746 to 2167 code for a protein of 473 amino acids. The transcript has 10 exons. Gene Ontology annotation, cellular component: neuron projection; membrane; synapse.
UGUACUUGACACAUGAUAGUGAGAGGCUCUGUCGGCUGCCUGGCGGUACUGGGCUUAUCUCAGUUCCUCCACAUAAUUUUCCCAAAUAUCAAUUUGUGCCUAAAGAGCACCGGCUUUCAUCCCCGGCUGGGAAUUGCGGUGUAAAUUGCCACGGAACUGACUGACAGUCUAGCGCAGCAAUAUCGCGGCGGGAUCGAUUGCUUUGCUGAUGAGACCGAUACGUCGGAAUUGCAUUAAUCAUUGGCGUUAUUAAAUAUGCUGAUGCCGUCGGAGAGCGCCAAGACUACAGAUGCGCCGUAAGGUGGCCCUACGCGUUCCGCAUACCGGCGAAAGAAGCGGUUUCUAGUGAGGAGAACCUUGCGGGCUGUACGUGCGCCGCCGGAUCGCGAGAAGCUAGCUGGGGAUGUGCCGGAAUUUCGCAUUUGGAUGCACCGGAGGCGUGUUUUAGCCGGGGAGCGGAACGCGGUCGAUACUGCUGCUCCGAACGGGCGUCGAAAGCUUAUAUUUCGCUCAGCACCUUGUAUCAAGCCUCGCGCCAAACUCUCUUCCCUCCCCCCGUACGUUCCAUGGUGUAGGGGGCCGGCUGCACCCCCUGGAGGGUCACCCCCUAAUGCUUGUGCGCUUUCCUUUGCAGACGGACCCAGGAAUACCGGUAAGAUGAGGAGAGGACGGGAGGAAUGGGAACUUUCUUGAUACACCACCUGCCGACGCUAGCAAGAUUCCGGCGGAGGAGUGGCUGGGAAAUAUGGCGCUGAAGCUCAAGCUGCAUGUACUGCGUGGCCUGGUCAUAUGUGGAUUGUUCGCAUGGCUGCGAACGGCUUACGGGAACAGCCCGAGUGAGUCGGGGGGAGAGGGCUCCUCGGGCAUGGUGAGCGGCGCCUCGCCCACGGAGUUCCUCGACAAACUUCUGGAAGGAUACGACGGACGGAUCAGGCCCUACUUCAAAGGCCCACCUGUCAACGUGACUAUUAACAUAUUCAUCAACAGCUUCGGAGCAAUUGCAGAGACUACCAUGGAUUACAAGCUAAACAUCUUCCUUCGGCAACAGUGGAGCGACCGCCGAUUGAAGUUCAGCAUGUGGAACGAGAGUCUGAGUCUCGAUCCCAGUCUGCUGUCUAAAAUAUGGGUUCCCGAUUUGUUUUUUGCCAACGAAAAAGGAGCGAACUUUCACCAAGUCACCACACAGAACCGACUCCUCCGAGUCUCCCCGGAAGGAUAUAUUCUCUACAGUUUAAGGUUAACACUGAGGCUGUCAUGUCCAAUGCUGCUACAAAGGUUUCCUAUGGACCACCAACAAUGCAACAUGCAGCUAGAGAGUUUUGGUUAUACGACGAAAGACUUGAUGUUCACCUGGGCAGCAAAUGACUCAGUCCAGCUGUCAGAUGACGUCGAGUUACCGCAGUUCGUCAUAGACGGCAUCAAAACAACAACAUGUACAAAGGUCUACAGCACAGGUUCCUACACCUGUAUACAAGCCACGUUCAACCUGGCGCGACAAAUGGGCUAUUACCUGAUUCAGACGUACAUACCCAGUCUCCUGUACGUCAUUUUGUCCUGGGUGUCCUUCUGGAUCAACAUGGAGGCGGCCCCGGCGCGGGUGGGGCUUGGCAUCACCACCGUGCUCACCAUGACAGCUCAGAGCUCGGGGACUACGUCAUCACUACCUAAGGUAUCGUAUGUAAAAGCCAUCGACAUCUGGAUGGCGGUGUGCCUAUUAUUCGUCUUCUCUGCGCUGCUGGAGUUCGCAGCCGUCAACUUCUUGUCGAGAAUGGAUAAGGAGAUACAGAGGAAGAAGCAGAGAAAGAACAGGCGGCCUGUAAAGGACGAAGAUGGUAGGAAGGAGCAUCGCUUCUCGCCUUUCGCUGCGUUCACCAUGCACAGAGGCGGGCCGCACGAAAACCACGCCGCCGACGUCGAUCUUCAGCAGCGAAGGAACUCCAAGGUGGGGCUAAAACAAGACGGCUCUCCAGCAGUUGCCAUCCUGCAGCCGAACCCGGCCCAAGCCGAGCGAGACAAGGCGAAGGAGGAGAUCAACAAAACCAGGUUCCACAACUACGCAAAGAAGGUCGACUACAUUUCGCGGACUGCUUUCCCAAUCACUUUUCUCGUCUUCAACAUGGUGUACUGGCUCAUCUACCUGGUGAUUCUCCAGAAGCCGUACGCGUAGCCGGAUAGCGACUGAGAAAGCAGCUGGUGCGUAAGGAAAAAUCAAGACCGCACGACAAUAGUGCCAUAUUAGGAACAAUUCCCGUCUUAUCCGAACGGAGUCUCUGUAAUAAUGAAAAAUAAAGAAGCAAAAAAAAGAUACCAACUUGAGGAUUUGAGGAUGUUGUCCCCGAGAAGGGAAGAUUAGUAGGAAAUUAACAAUUCUUAAAUUUCUAAACUGAAGCCGCUGAAGACUGCGACAUUUGGGCAGGACUGUACUACCGCUACAUAUACAUAUUAAUAACGCGGGGAACUGAACCUUGCGGGCCAACACAAGACUAUAUGUCUAGUACUUGACUAUGUUCUUCUUUUUGUGUAAAAAAACAAAACAACAACUUCGAGAAACCAAUACCCGUGUAGAAAGAGUGGAAACUGCUGCUCUUCGGGACAAAUGUACAAUUUCGCUCUUCCAAAGUAUAUAUAACUACGUAGAUAUCGUCCAAGCAGAAUUUCGUGAUACAGCAAUACCACGCAUGCGUCGUCGCCAUAAUAUGCACCACGUCUUCCACCAAUCGUAAGCCAUCUACCUUCCUCCAAUCGCGACGCUUCUUGCAGAGCGAGCGAGUUCCUUGAGUGAUGUGUGGAAUACCUUACAGCGGGCGGAUCAAUGCUUCCCAUGCGGCUACAGUUACUUCAACUCCAUUUCCAUCGAUUUUCGGGAAGUGCGAGAGGAAUGAAGAAUCGGUAGAAGGGCAAGCUUGCCAAGAGGUCAGCGCUACCGGGCCCGGGCAUCUUCCCCCAACUCAUCCCGCAAAUUGCAAUUUGUUUAAUUUAUACUUGGAGGACCAUGUGUCAACGGUUAUGAAAUGCACGGCAAUAAUUUCAUUAUUUUAAUGUGCGCCGGCUUGUUGUAAGAGCGUCCCGCGAGGAACCGACCGCCCAUCGCACGUACGAACUUUCGGACGAUGCCGGUACAGAUUCCCGUGUCAGGACAGCAGAUGGAGAGGAGACUAUAGUUUCCACAGCCGCGCCACCAUCUUUGUUAGGAGGGAAGCCAGUGUCGCCGCAGCCGCGAAAAUGCAAAUGAGGUGUAAGAAGAAUAUUGUACAGAGGAGGACUUUAACGCUGUAAAUUUAGCCGUCCAAUACAACAAUGUCAUUCCUCGUCGGUCAUUCGCGCUCACCCGUUAGAUAAGUAACUGUUUUCAUUCUCUACAGAGUAUAGAAUUUUAAAUAUUGUACAGCAGAUCGGAUUUUAAAAGAAUGAGGAGAGGGGGCAAGCUACCAAACGAAUCUUCCUUUUUGGACGUCUUCCAGGACUGCGCCGUCCGCCGAAAAAUUGCGAGUGAUCGAUCCAUGAGCUCCCAUCGAAAACCUGUCAAAGGGCGAAGGCGUUAAUACGGGAGCGGCCAGGCGCGAAUAAAAUAGAGUUAAUAUUCACAAGGUGCUCCCACAUAUACAUCGAUAUCCUGCGAGAGGAGCCGCUGGAGAGGAGGGGAGAGACGAGGAGGGGCGGAUUUACGCCGAGCAAUAGAGUCGACUUAUUCCUCAGACUAGGAUUGACGCCUCUCUGUCUGCAGACAACAUCUUACUGUGAACGGGCGGACGGAAUCCACUGGUCAGUUAGCGCCGCCAGUAGGGAUGGCUAAAGACUUGUGUUUCCUCCCGCUCUCGUCUAUGUACAGUGGCGGCCAUGAUGACUGCAGAAUUACGUGUAGUAAGGAAACUAGGCAUAUUUUUCCAGUCCAGAAGAUGUGUCGUGUUUCAACGUUCGUCAUGCGCAGGAGUUUUGCGAUAUGUGUGGUUAAUCGGUCGGGUAGUCUAACCUUGUUACCGCCUUUCAAGGCUGUAUACACUUUCUCACACAAAAUAGUUCGAUGUUACCAAAGAAGAUUUUUGCAGUGUAGACGACAAAGAAAAACAACAAAAAAAUAAAUAAGAAAAAUAAGUAGAGUUCAGAUCGCAAAUCCCUCCGCACUGACGAAAACCCCUGCCCACUGCAUAUAAUUAUGCUCGUAAUAGCUUCCGUAUUUCUACAUCAUGAAAAAAUUUUGUCACAAUUUCUAGGCAAAGCUUAUCUGGGGUUGGGUGGUAAGCAAUAAAUAAUGUGUUGAAGACCAUGCAGAUCAAAAACUGGGGAGUUCUACUGUAAAAUAUCUUAUAGAAACUUGGUGAGAAAGAGUAUUACCUAUUGUAAAUGAAAAAUAGAACAAGAAAAAGCAAUGAAUAUCUGAUAUAUUUGCUGCAUACGGGUCAUCACUGAGUUUAUAGGGUGGACGUGAUCCAGGUACAAGAUUAGUUUUUGUGCACUAUCAAACCACACCGCUAGGCGGCGCAGUUAGACAAAGUAAUCUAUAAAUAUUCUGGUCGCUUGUUUGGUGGCCAAUUCUAUGAACCAACGUUUUCAUGAGUUUUCCGACUUAGAUGUGUCGAUAUGAUGUGCUGUAUCCUUUCAGAGUUCCUAUAGGUUUCAGUAGGACGAGGGUCCGUCUUACCUAGUCCGUGACCAGCUACUUAAGAAAUGGUAAUAGCUAAGGGGUCCUUCCAGCAACCCCUAACCCUUUCUUGCUUUCGCUUUUUAAAUUUCCGAGUGUAAUAGUGUUGCAUUAUGGAGGUUUUCAAUAAAAUCCACCAUCGGUA